Heterotrigona itama is the source of this 587-nucleotide messenger RNA. The record is from the annotation of a GenBank genome assembly. NCBI's taxonomy places the organism in Eukaryota, Metazoa, Arthropoda, Insecta, Hymenoptera, Apidae.
AUGGCUCGCGACCGUAAAUUGAUGAAUCUUAAGCCGAAAAUGUGAAACGUGUCGUCUGCAGCGACAAAUCAACGUAACAACGACAAUUCUCGAGGCACGAGAUCAAAACGAGGAUCGAUAUUCGCCGCUGCUGUUACCACUCUUCGCGAAGAGAGUCGUGGGGCUUGUUGGUCGGGUGCGAAUCAGGCUUUAUGGUCGCUAGGGUCGCCCCUGACAACGCCCUUGCCUGCAAUGCGGUGCCCCUCGGUUUCCAGCCUGCGUUAUCCUGCCACCAUACCUCCGGCUGACAAUGGCAACAGAGAGAACGUGGCUCGACGAAGGAACGUGAAAUUCUUUACAUUCGCGUGCACCUGCGUUACACGCGUCUAACGAUAUCUGUUGCUUGGAAACCGUGGUCCGUCACUUUCGCCCUCGCCUCGGUACUUCUGCUCGUCCUCUCACCCCCCCCCUCUCUCUUUCUCUCUGUUGUAUAUAUUUCACGAUUCGUGCAAAGUGUUGCACGUCAACUAGUCACCUACUCGUUCCAACCCCCUUCUUUCUUCCCUUUUCGAGAAAAAUUAUUUAUUUAUUUAUUUAAGAAAACGUAA